This is a messenger RNA of Silurus meridionalis, 4558 nucleotides long. It is a transcript of the gene oplah, whose product is annotated as 5-oxoprolinase, ATP-hydrolysing. Lineage: Eukaryota; Metazoa; Chordata; Actinopteri; Siluriformes; Siluridae. The record is from RefSeq and is a predicted model, not a curated record. Gene Ontology annotation, cellular component: cytosol. Gene Ontology annotation, molecular function: 5-oxoprolinase (ATP-hydrolyzing) activity. The transcript has 27 exons. The coding region runs from base 36 to 4022 and encodes 1328 amino acids. Gene Ontology annotation, biological process: glutathione metabolic process.
GUCAAUGGAGGAUCUAAAGAGGGUUGGGGUGAUGAAUGAAUGGAUGGAAUUCUAAUGAUUUCGAGUUCAGCAUGGCCGACUCGGAGGGAAAGUUCUGUUUUGCCAUCGAUCGAGGUGGAACCUUCACCGAUGUGUUCGCUCGUCUGCCGGACGGAAAAGAGCGAGUGAUGAAGCUCCUCUCGCACGACCCGCAGAACUACAGAGACGCCCCUACGGAGGGCAUCCGGCGCAUUCUGCAAGAGGAAACAGGAAACAGUUUUCCCCGUGAUGAGCCUCUGGACUCGUCUCUGAUUGGUUGGAUCCGCAUGGGCACCACAGUGGCAACCAACGCGCUGUUAGAGCGGCAAGGAGAAAAGAUGGCGCUGGCCGUGACCCGCGGCUUCAAACACCUACUGCACAUCGGCACACAGGCUCGACCCGACCUCUUCGACCUGGAAGUCCGAAUGCCCAAUAUGCUUUACGAAGAGGUCAUUGAAGUAGAUGAAAGAGUCGUCCUGAAGAAAGAUAACUGCCGUCUGCCGAGCAAAGAACCGAAGCGGAUCGUCAAAGGUAGUACAGGUGAGAGUUUGGAGGUGUGGACUGAGUUGGACCUGCAGCAGCUGGAGAAAGACCUGACAGACGUGAUGUCUCGGGGAAUUACCAGCCUUGCUGUGCUGCUACUGCACUCAUACAUGUGUGUACCGGAUCAUGAGCAGGCGGUGGGUUCUCUGGCUCGGUGGCUCGGUUUCUCUCAGGUGUCUCUCUCGAGCGAGGUGAUGCCGAUGGUCAGAGCUGUACCUCGAGGUUACACCGUGUGUGUGGACUCAUACCUCACCCCCAAAAUACACCAGUACAUCAGUGCCUUCACCUCUGGCUUCAAGGGGCAGCUCGCUGAUGUAGACGUGUUGUUCAUGCAGUCAGACGGAGGUUUGACUCCUAUGGAACAGUUCUGUGGUUCUCGGGCCGUUCUGUCCGGUCCGGCUGGAGGAGUCGUGGGUUACGCCCUCACUGCGUACACACACACACAUCACACACCCGUCAUCGGCUUUGACAUGGGAGGUACUUCUACAGACGUGAGUCGCUAUGCUGGUCAGUAUGAACACGUUUUCGAGUCCACGACAGCCGGGGUCACGUUGCAGGCGCCUCAGCUGGACAUCAACACCGUGGCGGCGGGUGGAGGAUCCAGACUUUUCUUCAGAUCUGGGAUGUUUGUGGUGGGUCCCGAGUCGGCCGGAGCUCAUCCUGGUCCCGCUUGUUAUCGAAAAGGAGGUCCUCUCACAGUUACAGAUGCUAAUUUAGCUCUUGGUCGUCUACUCCCUUCGUUUUUCCCUCACAUUUUCGGCCCUGGAGAGAACGAGCCUCUCUCCACAGAUGAAACCAUGAGGCAUUUCCAGAAGCUCACCGAAGAGAUUAACCACUUUCUUUCUACUGGCCAAUCGCUAUGCGAUGGCCACGGUGACGCAAACAUCGGCGCGUCGAAAAGUAGCCGAUCAGAAAUGAGCGUGGAGGAGGUCGCUAUGGGAUUCGUCAGAGUUGCGAAUGAGGCGAUGUGUCGGCCAAUCAGAGCACUGACUCAGGCUAAGGGCCACGAUACGUCUCAGCACGCGCUGGCGUGUUUUGGAGGCGCAGGAGGGCAACACGCUUGUGCCAUUGCACGAACGCUAGGCAUGAAAACCGUCUACAUACAUAAGUACAGUGGUGUGUUAUCAGCAUACGGUUUGGCUCUAGCCGAUGUGGUAGAGGAGGUCCAGGAGCCGUGUUCUCUGCAGUACAACACAGACUCGUACUCGGAGCUUGACCGCCGAAUCCAGAACCUCUCACAGCGCAGCCACGAUACACUGCGCAAACGUGGAUUCAAUAGUUCUCAGAUCAGUAUGGAGGUUUUCCUGCACAUGCGUUAUGAGGGAACAGACUGCGCUCUCAUGAUCAGCGCCAGUGAAGCUCCAGCUCACGCUCAGUCCUGCUGCUCCGGAGAUUUCCGUACCGCCUUCACCACACGCUACAUGAAGGAGUUUGGCUUCACUAUCACUGACAGACCCAUAACGGUGGAUGACGUCCGAGUUCGCGGAUCAGGGAAAUCUGGAAUCAGGACAACAGCCGCAACUCAGGCAGGAAGCCACCCAUCAAAACCAGUACAGGUGACCAAGUGUUACUUUGAGGACCGGUAUCUGGACACAGGCGUGUUCCUGUGGGAGGAUCUAUCAUGUGACCAGAGCAUCGAUGGACCGGCGAUCAUCAUUGACAAGAACAGCACCAUCCUGGUGGAACCGGGCUGCUCGGCCCGUCUGACCGCUAACGGAGACGUGUGUAUCGCCGUGGGAACAGACAGAAAGUGUGCACUGGGGACGGAACUGAACGCGGUGCAGCUGUCCAUCUUCUCACAUCGCUUCAUGAGCAUCGCAGAGCAGAUGGGCCGAGUGCUACAGAGGACCUCCAUAUCCACCAAUAUUAAGGAGAGGCUGGAUUUCUCCUGCGCUGUGUUUGGACCUGAUGGAGGCCUGGUGUCGAACGCUCCUCACAUUCCUGUUCACCUGGGAGCCAUGCAGGAGACUGUACAGUACCAGUUGAGGACGAUAGGCAGUAAUAUGAAGGAGGGAGACGUGAUCCUAAGUAAUCACCCGUGUGCUGGAGGAAGCCACCUGCCUGACCUCACCGUCAUCACACCGGUGUUCCGUCACGGAGUGAGCAGCCCAGUGUUUUUUGUGGCCAGCAGGGGGCAUCACGCUGAUAUCGGGGGCAUCACGCCGGGCUCCAUGCCCCCUCACUCUACCAGUCUUCAGCAGGAGGGGGCGGUCUUCACCUCUUUUAAACUCGUCACUGAAGGAGUCUUCCAGGAGCAGGCCGUAACCGAGGCCCUCCAGGCUCCUGCCCGUUACCCAGGAUGCUCCGGGACACGUAAUCUCCAUGACAACCUGUCAGACCUGAGAGCUCAGGUGGCGGCCAAUCAGAGAGGAAGUCAGCUGGUGGGGGAGCUGAUCGACACCUAUGGUCUGGACGUGGUGCAGGCAUACAUGGGUUACAUUCAGAGCAAUGCAGAACUGGCUGUCAGAGACAUGCUGAGGGAAUUUGCAAGGCGGCGGCGUGAGCAGAGCGGCUCGCUAGAUGUGGAAGCUGAAGACCAGAUGGACGACGGAACUCCGAUUAAACUCAGAGUGCAGAUAAACGAACUGGAGGGCAGUGCAGUGUUUGAUUUCUCAGGUUCUGGUCCGGAGGUGUGGGGAAACUGUAACGCUCCUCGUGCCAUCACUCUCUCCGCUCUCAUUUACUGUCUACGCUGCAUGGUGGGACAGAGCAUCCCUCUCAACCAGGGCUGUCUGACUCCCAUCACAGUGGUCAUCCCUGCUGGCUCCAUCCUGCAGCCUUCCCAGAAUGCCGCAGUGGUGGGAGGAAAUGUGCUGACAUCACAGCGAGUCGUGGACGUCAUCUUCCGGGCGUUCGAAGUGUGUGCUGCGUCUCAGGGCUGUAUGAACAACAUCACAUUCGGCAAUGAGAAGUGCGGCUACUAUGAAACGGUUGGGGGUGGGGCGGGGGCGGGGCCAGGCUGGAACGGGCGGAGUGGAGUCCACAGUCACAUGACUAACACGCGCAUCACAGAUCCUGAGAUUCUGGAGAAAAGGUAUCCGGUGGUGUUGGAGCAGUUCUCCCUGAGGCCCGGGUCUGGUGGUGCCGGUGGGUAUCGUGGGGGUGAUGGUGUGAUCCGGAAGCUUCUCUUCAGAGAUGAAGUGGUUCUGUCAGUGCUGACGGAGAGACGGUCAACACGGCCAUACGGUCUGCAUGGAGGAGAGAGUGGAACAGCUGGACUGAAUCUGUUACAGCGAGCUGAUGGACGAGUGUUAAACCUGGGAGCAAAGACCUCCGUCAGCCUGCAGCCUGGGGACAGGUUUAUUCUUCACACCCCUGGAGGAGGAGGUUACGGUAGAGCGGGGGAGGAGGAGAAGGAGGAAAGGAAGCCGCACUCGUCCUCUGAGCGGCGCUGUUUAACCCAAGUGUUUGCUGAGAGAGGAAGUGUGUACGACUUUCAGCGAACUCAGGAGAGCGUCUGAGCAUAAAACUAGGAAAUUCCAAGUUGAUUUAAUGCAGCUAAAACAGUAAUGACUGAACUUGUGCUUAUACUCCAUCUGUGGUUACCUGAUCUGCAUCGCCUACCUGAUUUGUGCAUGUUUAAAUCCACGUCUUAUCACGUCCAUGUUCUUGAGGACCAGGCGUUGUUAUAAACCGCGUUGGUUAUUGGAUCGUUGGUCGUUUUUAUACGUUGUAAUUACAAUAUAUAAUUAUAAUAACGGAGAGUAGUUUUAUGUUUUUAAAACAUUUUGCCUUUUACGACCUUUUUCUUAUUGUGCAGUUUAGUUUUGUAACAUCUUUUUUACAUGUAGCGAUAAAGCAUUAACGUGUUAGUAGGCAGAAUUGUCGCCACACCAAACAAAUCUUCUACUCUCCGAUAUUGUCUUGAAACACUAACAGCGCCACCUGUAGAGCAGGAGCAGAUGUACAUGAUGUAACUAUAAAUGAAUUAAAAAGUUCAAUACUGUUACUUUCUGUCUCUUCAAACCUCAUUAAAAUCUUUUCUGGUUCUAAAUAA